Molecule: messenger RNA, 1467 nt
Organism: Dama dama (fallow deer)
Lineage: Eukaryota; Metazoa; Chordata; Mammalia; Artiodactyla; Cervidae
Gene: SLC22A12
Product: solute carrier family 22 member 12
Source: RefSeq, a predicted model, not a curated record
AUGGCUUUUUCUGAACUCCUGGACCAAGUGGGCAGGGGCUGGUUCCAGGUUCUCCAGAUGGUGGUCCUGGUGGUCCCCAUCACAUGGCUUGCCCCUCAGAACAUACUGGAGAACAUCUCGGCCGCCGUGCCCAGUCACUGCUGCUGGGUGCCCCUCCUGGACAACAGCACCGCCCAGGCCAGUGUCCCCGGGGCCCCGGAACCCCGGGCCCUCCUGGCUGUCUCCAUCCCACCAGGCCCCAACCAUGGGCCCCACCAGUGUCACUGCUUCCACGACCCACAGUGGCAGCUCCUGGACCCCAAAGCGACGGCCACCAACUGGAGCGAGGCUGACAUGGAGCCGUGCAUGGACGGCUGGGUCCACAACCGCAGCGCCUUCACCUCCACCAUCGUGACCAAAUGGGACCUGGUGUGUGACGCUCAGGCCCUGAAGCCCAUGGCGCAGUCCAUCUACCUGGCCGGGAACCUGGUGGGAGCGGCUAUGUGCGGCCAAGUCUCUGACAAGUUUGGGCGCCUGCGGGUGCUGACCUGGAGCCACCUUCAGGCGGCCGCGGCAGUGGCAGAGUGGACAUCAGCACAAGCCCGAGUCUUGGUCAUGACUCUGAACUCCCUGGGCUACAGCUUCGGCCAGGUCCUCCUGGCUGCGGUGGCCUACGGCGCAUGCAACUGGACUGUCUCCAAUCCCUACUCCCCCCGCUUUGUGUACCCCUGGUGGCUGGCAGAGUCGGCAUGAUGGCUCCUCAUUAUGGGCAGGCUGGAGUGGGGCCUGUGGGAGCUAUAGAAGGUGGCCACCGUCAAUGGGAAGAGGGCAGUGGGGGACACGCUGACUCCCCAGGUCUUGCGCUCAGCCACGCAGCAAAAGCUGAGUGUGAGCCAGACUCCUGGCAGCCUGGUCGCUCUGCUCCACACUCCUGGACUGGGCCUCCGGACCUGUGUCUUCAUCCUGUGCGGGUGGUUUGCCCUUGGUUUCACUUUCUACGGCCUGAUCCUGGACCUGCAGGCCCUAGGCUGCAACAUUUUCCUGCUCCAGGCCCUUAUUGGGGUCUCGGACUUCCCAGUCAAGGUCGGCACCCUGCUGCUGCCGGGCCACCUGGGCCGCCGGCCCACACAGGCUGUGCUCCUGGUGCUGACGGGGCUCUGCAUCCUGGCCAACACGCUGGUGCCCCACGAAAUGGGGGCCCUGCGCUCAGCCCUCGCCGAGCUGGUGCUCGGGGGAGUAGGGGCUGCCUUCACCUGCUUCGCCAUCUACACCACCGACCUCUUCCCCACUGUGCUCAGGAUGACCGCAGGGGACCUGUGCCAGAUGGCCACCCGAGCAGGAGCCGUCCUGGGGCCUCUGGUCCGGCUGCUGGGCGUCUAUGGCGCCUCCCUGCCCCUGCUGGUGUACAGGGUGGUACCCGUGCUGAGCGGCCUGGAGGCCCAGAACCUGCCGCUGCCCGACACCAUCCAAGACCUGCAGAGCAAGUGA